AUGGUCAGGGCUGAUUCGUCUGCAAAUGACCUCCAGCCGGACGACAAAAAGGAGACAACUUCCAAGAAGAAGAAAGCCGCACAGAAGAAAAAGGAUGUCACCACAGGCAUCUGGCCCUGUAAAAUCAAUGGAUGCAACAAACAGUUCGCUCGAGAAGCCGAUCUCAAGCGACACCAGAGGACGACAAAACUGCAUUCUAUGCCUGGUUUUGCAUGUCCGCAAUGUGAUGCAACCUUUACACGAACGGAUGCACAGAGGAGACACCAGAAAUCUAGGCAUAAUGGUGUCGUCAUCGAAUCCCCUGGGCAGGAGAAAACCGACGGAACCGAGGCCUCCUCAAGCAACCAAUCUCGAAGCAGGAGUGGGACCCCUUCACGCAAAGGAAAAGAAAAGGCAACAGGCAUUCCAGUCGAAACACAUCAGGGCACACCGAAUGUUGGUGGUCCUUCUAGUUAUUACCGUUCACAUACUGCUACCAUGACUUAUGUCCCUCCACGAUAUCCCCCAAUUAGCUUACCAACGUCUUCAGCAAGGACAACACCAAACUGGGUCUACCCCCACAAUGCACCAAGCCUCCUGGUCCCUAUGACCUAUUCAUACCCACCGCCCCAGAAUGUAUAUUAUACACCCUCUCCGCACUAUCGAACCAAUGGGAGCUACCCUCCGCCACCGUCAUCGUCCGCCCACCCACCAACAACGAACAACAUGAGCGCAUCCUCAUCAAAUGGCAGCCCCAUCAGCCCAGAAACUUCUUCCCCAGGUCCCAUGUCGACUUCUAAUUCCAGCAGUAGCUCUAAUUUAUCAACGAUGGAACAUUGUCUUUCACCAACAACCCAACUUACCGCCGAGGAAGUGGAAAUGGCCAUGCAGGCCGUCAUCAAGCUUCAUGCAGAGGCGGAAAAAGCGUCACAACGGCAAAAUGGGCUCGAGUUGGAUGGUAAUCGAAGCGUGUUUGGCACGAGAGUUGGGUCGCAGAGCCUUGAGAAUACUGACAGGACAUCGGGACUCAAUGACUUGAAUGGUCUGCAUGGGUACGGUCCCCCACUUGACCGCCCUGAACCGAUGGAACAUAUACUUACCGAGGAUGGAGAGCCCAUGCUCAAUCCAGCUGAACUUUUGACUCAGGAAUCUCUUGCCUCGCCUCCCCCUUCAUGA
Laccaria bicolor S238N-H82 is the source of this 1155-nucleotide messenger RNA. RefSeq lists its product as uncharacterized. NCBI's taxonomy places the organism in Eukaryota, Fungi, Basidiomycota, Agaricomycetes, Agaricales, Hydnangiaceae. The transcript is spliced from 8 exons. Gene Ontology annotation, biological process: regulation of transcription by RNA polymerase II. Gene Ontology annotation, cellular component: chromatin. Bases 1 to 1155 code for a protein of 384 amino acids. Gene Ontology annotation, molecular function: RNA polymerase II cis-regulatory region sequence-specific DNA binding; DNA-binding transcription factor activity, RNA polymerase II-specific. The record is from RefSeq and is a predicted model, not a curated record.